UCUGGUUCAAGAAUCCGUCUUCUUGAUCUCUCUCACAACCGGUUUGACGGCGAUCUUCCUGGUGUAGUCGGAUCUUUAACCAAUCUUCAAGUGCUGAAUCUCGCAGCAAAUAAUUUUUCUGGCUCUUUGCCUAGCUCCAUGAAUGGCAUGGUCUCUCUAAGCUCAUUAGACGUAUCCCAGAAUCAUUUCACUGGACCACUCCCAAGCAACUUAUCUAGCAGCCUUAUGGCCUUUAACGUCUCAUACAAUGAUCUAUCAGGGACUGUGCCAGAGAAUCUGAAGAACUUCCCUCCGCCUUCCUUUUAUCCUGGAAACAGCAAACUCUCCUUACCUGCUGGAUCCUCUGGUUCAAGUGCAUCAGAAGCUUCCACGAAGAAAUCCAACUUACUUGUUAAGGUUGUUAUAAUAGUUUCGUGCGCCGUUGCUAUAAUUAUUCUCAUCCUUGUGGCUAUCCUCCUUUUCUGUAUCUGCAAAUCAAGAAGACGCGAAGAGCGGAGUAUGACAGGCAAAGAAACUAAUAGGCGGGCUCAAACAAUCCCCUCAGGCAGUGGAGGUGGUAUGGUUGUCUCUGCUGAGGAUCUCGUUGCUUCAAGAAAAGGCUCAUCAUCUGAAAUCCUUAGUCCAGAUGAAAAACUAGCUGUUGCAACCGGCUUCUCUCCUUCCAAGACCAGCAAUUUAUCUUGGUCACCUGGCUCAGGAGAUUCAUUCCCAGCUGAUCAGCAAUUAGCACGGCUUGAUGUUAGGUCACCAGAUAGACUUGUGGGAGAGCUGCAGUUUCUGGAUGAUUCAAUCAAGUUGACUCCAGAGGAAUUAUCGAGGGCGCCAGCUGAAGUUCUGGGAAGAAGUAGCCAUGGAACUUCUUACAGGGCAACGCUGGAUAAUGGAGUGUUUUUAACCGUGAAAUGGCUAAGAGAAGGCGUGGCAAAGCAAAGAAAGGAGUUUGCUAAAGAAGUGAAGAAGUUUUCUAACAUUAGACAUCCUAAUGUUGUGACUCUCCGAGGGUACUACUGGGGUCCAACACAACACGAAAAGCUUAUUCUUUCAGACUUUAUAUCGCCUGGAAGCCUAGCCAGCUUCCUUUACGAUCGACCAGGCAGGAAAGGCCCUCCCUUAGCCUGGAUUCAACGGUUGAAAAUCACAGUUGAUGUGGCACGUGGUCUAAACUACCUCCAUUUCGACAGAGCUGUUCCACACGGUAACCUCAAGGCGACAAACAUUCUCUUAGAUGGAGCAGAGCUAAACGCACGUGUAGCAGAUUACUGCCUCCACCGUCUCAUGACACAAGCAGGCACAGUCGAACAGAUUUUAGACGCAGGAAUCCUCGGCUACCGAGCUCCUGAGCUAGCAGCUUCAAGAAAACCGUUACCUUCUUUCAAAUCAGAUGUGUAUGCAUUCGGUGUGAUACUUCUCGAGAUCCUAACAGGAAGAUGUGCAGGAGAUGUGAUCACAGGUGAACAAGAAGGUGUUGAUUUGACCGAUUGGGUGAGGUUACGUGUAGCAGAAGGGCGUGGUGCGGAAUGCUUUGAUUCGGUCUUGACUCAGGAAAUGGGAAGUGAUCCGGUUACAGAGAAAGGCAUGAAAGAAGUUCUUGGGAUUGCUUUAAGGUGUAUAAGAUCAGUUUCGGAGAGACCUGGUAUUAAGACCAUUUAUGAAGAUCUUUCUUCUAUUUAGGAACCCAACAAUGUGUUUGUUUUUCCUUCUGUCGCUUUUUUUAUGUUUUGUAGGUUCCAAAUGGAGUUUGGUCCCUCUGAUUGUGUUCUCCUUCGUCAAGUUCAUGCUUUUGUUUCUGGAAAAGCAUGUUCUUGAUUCAAGGUAGUAGUUAGUAGUGUGUUGUCUUCUAGUAGUCUUUUCUUAUAACAUUUUCCCUGUAUAAAAAGAAAACGUAAUCUGCUCAUGUCUCAUGAGUAGUGAAUGAAAUUUCAAUAUUUUCCUCUCUGUUCA
Messenger RNA from Camelina sativa (false flax), 1941 nucleotides. NCBI's taxonomy places the organism in Eukaryota, Viridiplantae, Streptophyta, Magnoliopsida, Brassicales, Brassicaceae. The record is from RefSeq and is a predicted model, not a curated record.